Brassica rapa (field mustard) is the source of this 5886-nucleotide messenger RNA. RefSeq lists its product as uncharacterized. Gene Ontology annotation, biological process: DNA repair; telomere maintenance. Lineage: Eukaryota; Viridiplantae; Streptophyta; Magnoliopsida; Brassicales; Brassicaceae. The record is from RefSeq and is a predicted model, not a curated record. Gene Ontology annotation, molecular function: DNA helicase activity.
AAAAGGACCCUGAAGCUUUUGGUUUGGUGGAGCAACACAUGAUGCAUGGUCCCUGUGGGAAAGACAGAUUAUCAUCUCCUUGCAUGGACAAUGGUGUUUGCACAAAGAAAUUCCCCCGCAGUUAUGUUCCACACACCCAAGUUAAUGAAUCAGGCUACAUCUUGUACAAGCGCAGACAGACUGGGCAGUUUGUUUCCAAGGGAAAGAUCAAGCUUGAUAAUCAAUUUGUUGUCCCCCACAACCUCCAGAUCUUGAAGAAAUACAAGGCCCAUGUCAAUGUCGAAUGGUGCAACAAAUCAAGCGCCAUCAAGUACCUGUUCAAAUACAUUACUAAAGGUGUUGAUAGAGCUACCUUCAAAGUUCAGAAAACCCCAGAGCAUUCCGAACGGUCAGAGCCAAAAAAACCAGAACAGCCAAGGAAUGAAAUUAAUGAAUACAUUGAGGGGCGGUACCUUUCAGCAUGUGAGUCGAUGUGGAGAAUUUUUGUGUUUGAUAUUCACCACAACAGUCCAGCAGUGCAGAAAUUACCAAUUCACCUUCCUGGCGAACACAUGGCUGUUUUUGAUGAGAAUGAGGACCUCCAGAACGUUGAAGACAGGUACCUACAUGGCCGGACUAUGUUAACGGAAUGGUUUGAAAUGAACAGACGUUAUGAAGAAGUCAGAAAACUAAAAUACAUCGAGAUGCUAACAAUGUUUGUCUGGGACAAUUCAAACAAGAUUUACAUAAAGCGACAGCAAAGAGGGAGCAUUGGAAGGAUUGUAAACAUAAACCCAGCAGCUGGUGACAAAUAUUAUCUUGGGAUUUUAGUCAGCUUAGUUCGAGGCCCUACAUGUUAUGACGAUUUAUAUACGGUGGGUGAGAUCAAAUAUGAUACCUUUCAAGAAGCCUGCUAUGCUAGAGGCUUUCUCGGAACAGACAAGGACUGGCAUGAUUCUAUGUCUGAAGCAUCUCAAUUUUCAUCACCAAGAUCUCUUCGCUACCUCUUCGUACUAAUACUCAUCUACUGUCAAGUUUCAGAACCAAGGAAACUUUGGGAUCAUUCUUGGGAAUAUAUGGCAGAAGAUGUCUUGAUGCGCCAGAGACGCCUUCUUCGAUUCCCAGACCUCCAGCUAACCCCAGACGAACUGCAGCAAUACACACUUAUUGAAAUAGAGACCCUGCUUCAGAACUACGAGAAGUCAUUGACUGAGUUUGCAGGCAUGCCACUUCCAAACAAAGCUAUCAUGGACGAAAUGAAGAAUAGAGCAAUGGCGAGGCACAACCAGUUUGAUUUAGCUGAAGAACAAAAGGUUCACCAGGAACUUUUCUGCAAGCUCAACAAUCAACAGCGGGCAGUAUAUGAUGCAGUGAUCAAGUCCGUUCGUGAGCACCAAGGAAAGCUAUUCUUUCUCUAUGGAGCAGGAGGAACGGGGAAAACAUUCCUAUAUAGAGCAAUCAUUGCAGCUUUACGAUCAGGAAGUAAAAAGGUUAUACCCGUGGCAUCCUCCGCCAUUGCCGCCCUUCUCUUACCUGGUGGUCGCACAGCACAUUCAAGGUUCAGUAUUCCUCUGAAGCUUUAUGAAGAUUCUUACUGCGAAGUGAAGACUGGAUCAAUCCUCGCCAACUUCCUCAGCGAAUCAGACCUCAUCAUCUGGGACGAAGCUCCCAUGGCACAUCGCCACGCCUUUGAGGCUGUUGAUCGUACUCUCAGAGAUAUAAUAUCCGUAUCAGAUAAAGCGGCCGCCAUGAAACCUUUUGGGGGGAAAACCGUCCUUCUCGGUGGUGAUUUCCGCCAGAUUUUGCCAGUUAUACCACAAGGAACAAGACAAGAGACAGUCAACGCUGCUCUUAAUCGUUCGCACCUCUGGAACCACUGUAACAUUUUUCUACUCACCCAAAACAUGCGUGUCGAGCCAGAAGAAAAAGAGUUCGCAGACUGGAUUCUUCAGGUAGGUGAUGGCGUAGCAGCAGGUGAGCCUCAUAGCCUAGGCGACUGUGAAACACCAGAGGACAAAAUAUUCUUAGAUGACACUGUCCUCCUCCCUAGAACUUCAACUCCUUUGGAGACACUAUGUUCUUCUGCUUUUCCAGAUUUUGCAAACCAAUACACGGACCUGAGAAAACUCAAAGAGACAGCCAUUUUAACACCAAGGAAUGUGACAGUUGAUGAAAUCAACAAUUUUUUGGUUUCAAGAGUACCUGGACCAGACAGAGAAUACUUAAGUGCAGACACCUUUGCAGAGGAUGAACAGCAUUCAGAGGAGUUCAAAAUGUCCUACCCAUUGGAAUAUCUGAACUCCUUGGAGUUCCCAGGCCUACCAGCUCACAAACUCCGGCUGAAAGUGGGUGUCCCAGUCAUGCUCCUGCGUAACCUGAACCAGAAAGAAGGCUUAUGUAACGGCACAAGGCUAAUAGUGACACACAUGGGUGAAAAGGUUAUUAAAACCGAACUGCUUACUGCUACAAAGAAGACAGAUCCUAUCCUGCUGCCACGGAUCAUCCUGUCACCACUAGAAUCCAACCAUCCUUUCACCUUGAAACGUCGCCAGUUUCCAAUCCGAGUUUGCUAUGCGAUGACAGUGAAUAAAAGCCAAGGCCAGACUUUAUCAAACGUUGCUCUAUACUUGCCUAAACCAGUCUUCAGCCAUGGUCAGCUAUAUGUGGCCCUGUCAAGAGUCACAACACCCAAAGGUCUCAAGAUUUUAGACAUGAGCAGUAAUGUGGAGGGAAGCAAGACGAUAGACAACAUUGUCUACAGAGAGGCCUUCAAAGGCCUCCCAAAAACAACCGGUACGCUAACUACUUUCUCCACCUAAGCAUUUCAUAAUUUCCUUGUGGUUUCAAGCCUUAACAGAAAUAAAAAAACCUAGGAAGUAUGGCUCUAACGAAAUAUCUGUCAACGAACCAUGUGUCUCAACAGCUAGACUUUCACAAAUCUAUUUUUAAAAACAACCUCUUUAUUGUCAUCAUAAAACUUCAUUAAAACGUAUAUGACAUGAUCAUUUUUAAUCAAGGGGCAAAACAACAAAUAAAAAAAAAAAAAUUCAAACCUACUCUCUUGCAGGUGUAACAUACGACGCCGACGAGGCAGCCGAGGAUCAAUGACAACGGCGGAAUCAGAUGGACCUCAGGUAAGCCAAUCUCUCCUCAGUCAGUCAAAUCAAUUUACAACACAGAUUGAAAUUGAACAUCCCCGAUCCCAACACUCCAAUGUCUCUUUGCAGGGCAUGAAUCUUUGGUCUCUGUUUCGUUUGUUUCGCACAGUCGCUGUUCUCCGUGACAUUCUCCCAUGUUGUCUCCGGACCGGUUUUUUUCAAUUAAACCAGUUUUAUUUUACAAACAAUUAAUUAAACAACUACUAUUUUUGGGUUAUCCUUUUUCCAGGCCUUCUAACUCACCAACAUCUAAUGUCGAACAAAGCCCAGUUAAAACUUUUCUAAACAACAUAUCAACUAUUUUUAAAAGCACUUCUAUUAUAAUUACAACUUACCCUCUAAUUUUAAUGCAAUUCUUUUUUAUUACAAAUCUUAUGUUUAAUUAAUUAUUAAUUAUGUUUAGAAAUACUAUAUCCAUUUAUUUAUUUACGGAUUUUUUUUAAAAAAAAAACAGGAUUAGGUAAGAUUAUAAAUUACUAUCGAGAGUUUUAUAUAUAUAGAUAUCUCCAAAAACAUAUUAACAACUAACUACGUACAGAGGCCCAUAAACUUAUACAGUUAUUCCAUGCACACGUUAAAUACAUUAACGUUAUAUCAAUUCAUUAUGCAAACAUAUAUGUAAAGUAUCCAAACACUAAUAACCAACACCAGAACCAAUUCAUUAUAUCAAUUCAUUAACGUUAUUUUAAUAUCCACCUCAUACCCACUGAUAACCAACACCAGAACCAAUUGGCUGACCUAUCUUCUCCACACCUUAGAAAACACGAAAACUGAAGAACACACAUUCGACAAAAAUUCCUAACACAGAACUACACGACAGAACGGCAAAGUAUCCGGCCCCGCGCGUGCGCGGGGGCUGUGCCCCUAGUAAAACUAGUAUUUGGGGACCAAGCCCGACUUUUCAGUUUUUAGCUGGUCCGCUUCGGUUCAGCUUAGUACUCUGGUUUAGGAAAAUUACCAAAUAGAAGUUUCGAAUGGGGCUGCUCUUCGGUUGAGCCCAAUAUCUUCAAGUUCUUUUGGCCCAUUUGAAUUGAGCAAUAUUAUGUAGAUCAUUUAUAAAACAAAGUGGAAUUCUUAGUUGUAUUAUAUUGCCACCAAUUUAUAUAUAAUCGGCCAGAGAUCCUUCUUCUUCAACUUUGUUUUUAUUGGUUGUCAAAAAAAAAACUUCGUUUUUAAUGAAAGUUCACAAUUUUAUUUGAUUUUAUUAUUUUGUAUAUCCAAUUUUUUAUAUAUUUACCAAAAUAAUUAAUAUAUAUAUAAUAUAAUAAACAAACAUAGAGUCUAAAUAAUGUACCCAAACAUUUUUCUUUUACAAAGUGAUUUAUUAUUGGUUAGCGAUUUCUUUAACAUUAGGCAGUAUAAUAUACACCCAAAAUAUAUACUAGUGGACAACUGGAUACAACAACAAAUACCUAUUGGCUGAAUGACUGUCUUCACAUUAGUUUCAUUAACUGAUAAGUCAGAAUUGUUCCCAAAAAAAAAACUGAUAAGUCAGAAUAAUUAGCUUUCAGAGUAAAUUGAAAAUUACAUUAGGGAUAGAGAGUAACAAAAAUACAAAUUCUUAAGACUCAAAGCGGCUCUAACUAUAGCUCUAGUUGGACGUGGUCACAUUUAUUUAUCUACAUUUCAAUUGCUUCCGCAUUAUAAAAGUUGGUAAUACUAGUCGAUCAACCCUACACGCUUCAGUGAGUGAUGACUAGUGAGUAAGCUAACACUUAACCCUAGGUUCUGUUAAAUGAUACAUAUUUUAAAAAUAGUUUUAUAUAAUGAAUUAAUUACAUUUGCAUUUGUUGUAAGCAAAAUUCCAAUAUCCUGAAAAUGGAUUUGUCGUAUCAACAACAAACAUAUUGGACAAUUAUAUGGCUUCUUAGUUUAUUACUUUAAUAAAUGUUAAUGUGCAUGACUAGAUAUGCAAUAAUUGAAGUUGGACAAUUUCUAUAUUGUUUUGUAAAGUUGGACAAUUUACAAACGCAUUGUGGCUCAGAUUUAUUCAAAUUAACAAAAUGGGCUAUGUGGCGUAAACUGAUAAUAAUAUAUAUAUAACAAAAAGAAAAAUUAAUUCAAGAUCAUAAAUUUACUUUGGUUGGACUAACAUUUUGAGCUCAAUGAACUUAAAAUCAUAUGAAGAUGUUAUUCCUAUUCGAUUUAUAAUCCACUUUUAAAUGCUAACAUCAACAUAUAUACAUAGACAAAACUAAUUCUGUAAGUAAAGUUCCUCACAGUCAUACGGUAUAAGAAAACUAUAGUGGUUCUGACAUAAAAUUUAUAUAUGAUUUUACAACGAACAGUAUGAUUUAUGUCUCAUGAGUCAUGAAUCAUGAAAUUUGUUUUAAUAUAUUAAGUAUAUUAAUCAGGGAAUAGUUAUAAACCCAAAAUAAUAUGUGCCCAACCUAAUUUUCUGCCUGAACUUUAUCCACCAUGACAAAGACUACGUACGCCACAUGAGCUAUUUAUAUAAGUAACAGUGUAACACUAACUUAAUAUUAAACUUUUAAUAAAAGUAUCCACACGGUAUAAACUGAGUGUCACGUGCGUCGAUCACGUGAAAAGUAGGUCGGGUGCUAGAAUCUUCGUCCUGUGGUGGUGGAGUGGAUCCCAUUUUUUGUUCUAUGGGUAAUAGGAAAAAUGCAUCACGACUCACGAAUCACUGAACAUUUCAAUAAACAAAUUACUGGUUAAAGACAUAUUAUAAAAUAUCCAAAUGUAUAUAAAAAAGAAAUAAAUCAAUAACGGAAGAGACGUAAAAUAC